GUCUUGGGAGGGACCCUGGCCCUUGGGGGGAGCUUGUUUUGGUGUCAGGGAGGACCCUGGUCCUGGGGGACUGGCUCCAGGGGUGUGGGGGGACCCUGGUUCCUCAGUAGGGCUCUCCCCAGCCCCGCUCCUAUGUCAGGGCACCCUGACCCCAGGCCUUUUAUCCUCCCCAGGCGCUACUUUGUGGACCUGACCAGCAUGAAGGAGCACUUCAGGUCCAAGGUUCACAAGAAGAGGCUGAAGCAGCUGCGGGAGGCACCGUACACGCAGGAGGAGGCAGAACGUGCCGCCGGGAUGGGCUCCUACAUCCCCCCGAAGAAGGUGGAAGUGCAGACGCAGCCGCUUGAGGAAGUCAUCGAGAUGGAGGCGUCCAGCUGAGCGCGGACUGAGGGGCCAGGCGGCUCCGUGAGGGCGUCUUUGUCCUCAGCUUUGUGAGCAAAUCAUGCCCCGGCGCAGCCUGCCAGCGAGCAAGCACAGCCCUCCUCGCCACAGCGCUAACGAGGAGAAGGAGCCAGCGAGACCCCGGGUGCCCUCGCUGUGUGUCCUCCUUCUCGAUGAGGGGGCAAGACGCUUGUUCCCUAAGCGCUGGUGUGACUGUAAGCUCGUCUUUUGCUGUUAGAGCUGUUUUAGGCCCUCUCUCCUUGGGUCAGAGGUUGGCCACGGUGACUCGCCCAUUAAAAUAUGUCA
Egretta garzetta (little egret) is the source of this 687-nucleotide messenger RNA. RefSeq names its product zinc finger protein 593 (gene ZNF593). Lineage: Eukaryota; Metazoa; Chordata; Aves; Pelecaniformes; Ardeidae. The transcript is spliced from 2 exons. Bases 133 to 378 code for a protein of 81 amino acids. The record is from RefSeq and is a predicted model, not a curated record.